Mycena citricolor is the source of this 1007-nucleotide messenger RNA. Lineage: Eukaryota; Fungi; Basidiomycota; Agaricomycetes; Agaricales; Mycenaceae. The record is from the annotation of a GenBank genome assembly.
CCACUAUCAAUCGCGAAAUGACUCCGGCGGCGCUCGCCCACUCGGACCUCCCAAAACUCAAGCUCUUGUCCAGAGGAAAGGUCCGGGAUAUCUACGCUACCUCCGAUCCGGAAAAGCUGCUCUUCGUCGCGACAGACCGGAUCUCUGCAUAUGAUGUGAUCUUGAAGAAUGGAAUUCCGAACAAAGGGAAAUUGUUAACAGAGAUCUCGCUCUUCUGGUUCAAGAAGCUUGGGAAUGUGCUCCCCAAUCACUUCAUCACUGCCAACAUCGACGAGAUGCCUGUGGAGGUGCAUGAAUACCGGGAUCAGCUCGAAGGGCGCACGAUGCUGGUGAAAAGGGCGCAAGUCAUUCCGUUGGAGGCGAUCGUGAGAGGGUAUCUGACGGGUUCCGCGUGGGCAGAGUACAAGAAAACUGGGACAGUUCAUGGGAUCACACUCCCCGCGGGUCUCAUCGAAUCUCAGAAGCUUCCGGAACCUCUGUUCACACCGUCUACCAAAGCUGAGCAAGGCCAACACGACGAGAACAUCUCGCCUGAGCAAGGUCAGCGUCCUUUUCCCAUCCUCCUUGAGCGCAUCUUCCUCAAUAUUCCCCUAUUAGCUUCCGCUCUCGUCGGCGCUGAUCUCUACGCCAAAAUCUCCACCGCUGCACUCGCGCUCUACACCGACGCGUCCACAUACGCACAUUCGCGCGGGGUCAUUCUGGCUGACACCAAGUUCGAAUUCGGAUUGUUUGCGUCUUCACCUGGCGCCGAGCCAGAGCUUCUGCUCAUCGACGAGUUGUUGACACCCGACUCUUCUCGGUAUUGGCCGCUUGAGGGUUAUGCUGCUGGCCGGUCACAGCCUUCGUUCGACAAGCAAUAUCUUCGCGAUUGGCUUGUCGGUGCCGGCUUCCGGAAAGGUCUCGAGGCUGGGCCGGAGGGAACGAGCGACGGCUGGGUGAUCGACGAAGCGGUCGUGCAGGGAACACAAAAGAGAUAUGAAGAGGUAGUCAAAUUGCUGACCAGCUAA